AUGGCGCACGGAUCUGGACAUGAAUUUUCUUUUUCAUCUGUGCCUUUCUGCAACAUACUGCCUGUCACCUGCACGCCUAACCCAUCCCCGAAGGGUUUUGUUUUUGCCAUAAAACAGCAGCUCCCUUUGAUAUGAAGGUAAAAGUCCCUUUCUGGCGACAUCCCAAACUUGCAGGGAAACCGGCGUCAAAAUUUCCGAAACACCUCCGAACUCUUCUCAAUGCCAGCAAAUUCACAUACGUUGGGGCAGGCCCAAGAACCUUAGACAGCGUCGUAUCCUACAUCCCAACUCUCAAGUCUCGAAAUAGAGGCAAUGAUAAUAUACGCUCUCGUAUUUUCUCUGCGAAUCCGGACAUUCCUAAUGUUGCAGCAGGCUGUACCACCAUCAACGUGAUAAUAUGCAUCUCGCAGCGUGAUUUUCCCAUAUCCAUUCAUCAGCGACUGCUGGCACUACUUGUGAUAAAAGGAAUUAACUUAAAUAAUGUCCACUGGGUGAUAACAGAUGUUGAUCAACUUGGUGAAUACCCAAUGUUCCCUACGAAUCUGGGUCCCAUCAGUAAAACCAAUAUGAAGCUUUGGAAAACACAGUUUCUCAAUGAAUUGAACAAGUAUAAACAGUAUUUCACAUACACCAGGAUGGCGGAGAAUGUUGAAAAAUCUUCAAAUGAUUUUGAUUUGUUUGAGACCAAUAUCAAAGACACCAAUGAGUCGAUUUUCGAGAAGCUCAAAAAUUACACUGUAUCCUUAAAACAUAUUCAUCUUUUCUCCAAAGACUUACCCUGGACUUUAACUCCAAUCCUUCAAUCUUUAGAUUAUGACCCCUUCCAGUCUGCAAACACUUAUAUCAUUGGACAAGCUAAUUCCGGGAAAACUUCAUUGCUCCGCAGUAUGGUCUCAGCGUUUUGCAAAGAUUUGAAUAAAGAAAUGGACUCUGAUACCAAACUUGAAGAAGGCGAUGAAGCUGAUGGGCUGAUAGUAAGUCCGCAGCACAUAAAACCUUCUCCAGUACCUUUUGCAUCUAAAUUCAACGUCUACAACGUGCCAGGAAUGAAGCUAAUAGAUACGCCAGGUUAUGUCCGUACAGAGGGUAGUAUCUGGAGCCAUACCAAUGAUCGAGGUGCACAUUUGCUGAGGAUUCCUGACGUUAAUUCAUCAACAAAACUGAAGAAACAAAUGGCUGUUUGCCCUCGUGUAUUACAUCAGGUCAAGCACGAUGCAAGUGUCUUAUCUGGCAUACAUAUCGGCGGACUUGUUUUCAUUAAACCAUGGUUAGUCACUCCGAAAGACGCUCCCAAAUCAGGUGAAUUCCCUGAUAUAACUGUCGAGGUCAUAAAAAACAUGCCUGGUGAAGUGAAGGCAAUCACCGCACAGGAUAUAAAUGGGAAGAUGUUUGACCCUGAGCACAGCAAAGUUGUAAAAGAACGAGAGUGGAGUAGGUACCUUCUACGAGAUGAGAGAAUCGAGCUGGUUCUAGAUAACAUUGGCAGCUUUACGGCUACAGCUGAUAACCUGCCUUUUGUUUCUUCAACAGAAGUAUUUUGGGAGGUCUCAGUUCCUGCACGUGUACGAUUCCUAUCCAGAUCGUGGGAUGCUAACGGGGAACCUGUGUUCAAAAGCUUCCAGCCCCUCAAACUCGGUUUUGCUAAGGAACUUGCCAUGCUUGUACAUCAAGUGGGAGCGAAAUCUUGCGUAUAGCUGGUUCUACAUGUGAUCUAAAAUGCCUCCGAUAAAAACAUUUUUGAGUUAGCUAAGUGUGUAACUACACGUUCCAUGUUUUGUCGAAGUUCGGCCGUUUACUAAAGUGACACCUCAUAGCCUGCCAUUACUCGUCAAUACGCUCUUUCUUAUAAAAAUAUGAAAGAAGAGAGAUUGUUUUUAUUCUUAUGAAACGCCGGUCAGUCACCUUUGCGUAGUUUUCAACUCAUGGAUGUCCCAUCUCAG
Molecule: messenger RNA, 1940 nt
Organism: Pichia membranifaciens NRRL Y-2026
Lineage: Eukaryota; Fungi; Ascomycota; Pichiomycetes; Pichiales; Pichiaceae
Exons: 1
Coding region: 132-1694 (520 amino acids)
Source: RefSeq, a predicted model, not a curated record